Messenger RNA from Papilio xuthus (Asian swallowtail), 1342 nucleotides. The record is from RefSeq and is a predicted model, not a curated record. NCBI's taxonomy places the organism in Eukaryota, Metazoa, Arthropoda, Insecta, Lepidoptera, Papilionidae.
GUUAUAAAACUAUUUUGUUAUCGUAAUGGGCGAUUCUAACAUAAAACCUAAAAUUAACAGUACUGAUGGUAAGACACCAGUAUUAAAACAAGCAGAACUAGAUUAUAUGAAAAUCAUAGAACAGAAAAACCUUGAGCGGGUUCAAAAAUUACAACAAAUAAGCAAAAGAAAUCGGAUAACUGGUUGCUUGAUUGGCGCUGGUGUUUUGGGUAUCUACUUUUAUUCUAUUAACGCAGUUAAACAAGAGACAUUCUUGGACGAUUUUGAAGAACCAGUAAAGGUACAGCAAUAAUGUCUGUAGUACAUAAAGCCUUGCAAAUUCGCCUUCCUCCUUUGCCUAGUAUCAAAGAUGUCAUUAGAUUGUACAAAUUGCGCGCACUUAGGGAACUGUCACAAAAUUUUCUUUUAGAGCCUCGGUUAAUUGAUAAAAUAGUACGAGCUGCAGGCAACAUUCAGAAUAAUAUAGUGUGUGAAGUGGGACCUGGGCCGGGUGGAAUUACUAGGUCUAUUAUACAACAGGCACCUAGGAAAGUAAUUUUAGUCGAGAAAGAUCCUCGGUUUUUACCGACCUUAGAACUUUUAGGAGAUGCCUGUAAGGAUAAAGUUGAUAUUGAUAUUAUAACUGGUGAUAUCUUACACACAGAUGUCGCACAUUUUAUUCCACCAGAUGUUAAAGUUGGUUGGAACGAUCCUCCUCCCCCUGUUAAUCUGAUCGGUAACUUACCAUUUAGUGUAUCAACAAUACUAAUGAUACGCUGGUUGGAGGCAAUUUCCAGACAAGAAGGUGUUUGGUCAUUUGGUAGAGCGAGGAUGACUUUAACUUUUCAAAAAGAAGUGGCGGAGAGAAUGUCUGCACCCAUCUUACAUAAGCAAAGAUGUAGAUUGUCUGUAAUGUGUCAGAAUUGGUGCAACGUAAAGUAUAAAUUUGAUAUACCCGGCUCCGCUUUUCUACCUAAACCUGAUGUGGAUGUGGGAGUAGUAACUCUAACACCUUUAAAACAACCAGUUAUAAAGUUGCCAUUUAAACUUAUAGAAAAAGUUGUUAGGCAGAUAUUUUCAAUGCGACAAAAGUAUUCAAUAAGAGGUGCACAGACAUUAUUUCCCGAGGAUAUUCGUGAAGAAAUGGCAUUAAAAAUGUAUAAUAUAGCUGACUUAGAUCCUGUGACAAGACCUUAUCAAAUAACCAAUUCAGAGUUUGGUAGAUUGUGUGAGGCUUAUAAGGCUAUUAUAACUGAGCAUCCAGAUUUAGAAAACUAUGAUUAUAGAGCUCCAAAGAAAAAAGUAAUAACUGAAAAUGUAGAUGAAGUAAUAAUGUAAUAUUGUUAUGUAAAAAUUUAGAUUA